AUGGCUUUUGAUCAUCAUGAUGCAGCUAUUAUACCCUUCAACGACACCACGUGUCAAACAACUUUGGAAAAUGGAACUAAAUGUUCUCAACAACAUUGUCACCAUGUUGAAGAUGUUUGCGAGCUAAGCGAUGAAGACUCCUUCCGCACACGUUAUUGUGGGGGAUGUCGUAUGCAGCUAUUUCAUUCAUUACGGGCAAAAACCGAAGAGAUGCGGCAAGAAAAAAUAAAAAAGGCUAAAGAAACAGGUAAAGAUUAUUUCACAGCUACGGGCUUCAAAUCAGGCACAGGUGAUUGGCAAUAUGAACAUGUAAACAGCAGUCAAACAUUUUGGGAUCGCAACAAGCCUGUUACUGAAGAAAUUAUUCAAGCUUGCGGAGAUAGGUGGAUAAAAAAUCGUCAUGAAUAA
Messenger RNA from Paramuricea clavata, 408 nucleotides. Lineage: Eukaryota; Metazoa; Cnidaria; Anthozoa; Malacalcyonacea; Plexauridae. The record is from the annotation of a GenBank genome assembly.